UUCAGAAAUCACUGAGAAAAUGUAUGAUCUUGGCUGUAAAAUUAAAGCAUAUGAAGAAAGUAAAACAGAAUCAGAACUAAAGAAACAAGCAGAUCUAAUGUGUGAACUGGGUGAUGAGUUCAUGGAAUCAGCUGAAACCUCUCCAACCUGGUAUGAACAUUAUGUCUGGGCGUCUGGUCUCUUUAAUGCUGCAAAAUGUCGUCAGCCUACCGAGACAUUAUGGCUAAAGGUAAAGGAUUUAACUUCAUCCAGUCCAAGCUCAAUUUAUAGUCACGAUUAUAUUGACCAAAGAAUACAACAAAUUGACACCAAUUUCCUAAAUAAACUGUCUAAGAAGAAUACGAUGUCAACACGUAAACUCACAAAGAAGUACAAAGAGGCACUUGAAACAAUACGUAACUACUCAGAAAACACUGUGAAUAACAUCAUUGACAAUGACAUGGUUGUAGAUGAUGUUACAUCAGAGAUCAAGCCUGAAUAUGAAGACAAAACAAUAGAACAUAGUAAGGUCUACUAUAAUGAUCUCACAGAGAAGCUUUUAGAAUUUUAUAGGUCAAUUAUCACAAAUUGUAUGUCUGUUUUAGAUCUUCAGAAUUGUAAAUACAGGGUUGCUAUUAUGGCUUUAGGGUCACUGUCCCGUAAAGAAGUGACAGCUUAUUCUGAUAUAGAGUGGGCAAUAUUGUAUGAUCCAUUAGGCCAGCCAGAUGCACUAGUUAGAGAUGAGUUACGUAUGUUAGUUUAUUAUGUUCAUCUCCAUGUACUCAAUCUAGGUGAGACCAUUUUGAACAAUCUUGACAUUCCCGUGUUAACAAACUUCAAUGACAAAUUGCUACCAAGACCCAAUAUGACUGAUGUAGACUUUAGGGACAAUGUUACGACAAGAGGUAUCUCACUUGAUGGAACACACCCUUUAGCAAGUAAGACACCAAUAGGACGAAAAUCAAGAAAGAACCCUACGAAACCAGAAACACUAGAACUUAUAAUGACAUUAGAUGAAAUGACCAAAUACCAAUUCACUGAUGAAUCAUUAAAAGAGGGGUAUCGUCUCAGUGAUGUGUUGAUGAACUCAGCAUUGAUUACAGGAGAUGACACCCUCUGGCAUGAUUACAAUGACAAGGUUCAUUCCAUAUUACAACAAAAACAGUCCAAGAGACCAAACAUGUCAAUAGGUGCAGAAAGGGCCAUGGAAACACUAAAUGAUGACUUAAAGAAAUUUCUUGAAAAGCCGCUUACUAGUGAAUCAUUUAGUAUGGCAAUGCAUACCAAACAUGAUGUAUAUAGAUUAACAACCAUCUCUAUAAACAUCCUUAAGCUACUACACGGUUGUAAAUCUUUUGCUCCCUUAGAUGUCCUUGAUGAGUUAUUUGAAAGAAAUAUCUUAACUGAAAGAGCUAAAAAGGAUUUGCAACUCAUGGUUUGCAUUGCAACCAAUCUCAGACAUAUGGUGUACAGUAAAUAUAAACAACAAAAAGAAAACAUAUCAUUUUUGUUAAGUAAAUCUGAUAAAGAUUCAAUAGACUCGACAAAUGUUUUACCUGUUAGAGGAUACACUGCAAUUAUUCAAUUUUACACUAUAUUCAAGCCAUGGUCUAAUUUUUUGGUCUCUCAGAAAAACAACACUAAGUCAUGGACACAUCAAGAAAGGUACAUGGAAGAUAGCAAUGUCGUUAAAGGUGAAUUAUACAAAGACAUGUAUUUUUCAGAAAAGGCAGUAUUUGCUUAUCAAAGAGAAUUAGAAAAGCACAGAAAACUUGCUGAACAUGGAAAUAAGCAAGUAAUAAUCUCCCUUCAACUUGAACUUGGUUUAUUAUACCAAACACGUGCUGAGUUUAAAGAUGCUUUGCAGAUUAAUAAUGAGGCUCUGGUCAUUUGUAAGACAAUUUAUGGAGAUAACCCACACAAAAGUGUAGCAACAUCCUUACAUAAUAUAGGUUCUGUGUAUGAUGACAUGGGAGAGUAUACCAAAGCAAUGAAAUAUUAUGAAGAUAGUUUAUCAAUGGAAAUGAAGAUCCAUGGAGAUAACCCCCACCCAAGUGUAGCAUCAUCCUUACAUAAUAUAGGUCUUGUGUAUGCGAAAAUGGGUGAGUACAUCAAACCAAUGAAAUAUUAUGAAGAUAGUUUAUCAAUGAAUUUGAAGAUCCAUGGAGAUAACCCACACCCAGAUGUAGCAUCAUCCUUACAUAAUAUAGGUCUUGUGUAUAAGAAUAUGGGAGAGUAUACCAAAGCAAUGAAAUAUUAUGAAAAUAGUUUAUCAAUGGAGAUGAAGAUCCAUGGAGAUAACCCACACCCAGCUAUAGCAGCAUCCUUACAUAAUAUAGGUUCUGUGAAUGACAACAUGGGAGAGUAUACCAAAGCAAUGAAAUAUUAUGAAGAUAGUUUAUCAAUGGUAAUGAAGAUCCAUGGAGAUAACCCACACCCAGCUAUAGCAGCAUCCUUACAUAAUAUAGGUCUUGUGUAUAAGAAAAUGGGAGAGUACAUCAAAGCAAUGAAAUAUUAUGAAGAUAGUUUAUCAAUGAGAAUGAGGAUCCAUGGCGAUAACCCACACCCAGAUGUAGCAACAUCCUUACAUAAUAUAGGUUCUGUGUAUGACAACAUGGGAGAGUAUACCAAAGCAAUGAAAUAUAAUGAAGAUAGUUUAUCAAUGAGAAUGAGGAUCCAUGGCGAUAACCCACACCCAGAUGUAGCAGCAUCCUUACAUAAUAUAGGUUCUGUGUAUGCCGACAUGGGAGAGUAUACCAAAGCAAUGAAAUAUUAUGAAGAUAGUUUAUCAAUGAAAAUGAAGAUCCAUGGAGAUAACCCCCACCCAAGUGUAGCAUCAUCCUUACAUAAUAUAGGUUCUGUGUAUGACAACAUGGGAGAGUAUACCAAAGCAAUGAAAUAUAAUGAAGAUAGUUUAUCAAUGAGAAUGAGGAUCCAUGGCGAUAACCCACACCCAGAUGUAGCAGCAUCCUUACAUAAUAUAGGUUCUGUGUAUGCCGACAUGGGAGAGUAUACCAAAGCAAUGAAAUAUUAUGAAGAUAGUUUAUCAAUGAAAAUGAAGAUCCAUGGAGAUAACCCCCACCCAAGUGUAGCAUCAUCCUUACAUAAUAUAGGUUCUGUGUAUGACAACAUGGGAGAGUAUACCAAAGCAAUGAAAUAUUAUGAAGAUAGUUUAUCAAUGAACAUGAAGAUCCAUGGAGAUAACCCCCACCCAGAUGUAGCAGCAUCCUUACAUAAUAUAGGUUCUGUGUAUGAGGACAUGGGAGAGUAUACCAAAGCAAUGAAAUAUUAUGAAGAUAGUUUAUCAAUGGAGAUGAAGAUUCACGGAGAUAACCCACACCCAAGUGUAGCAUCAUCCUUACAUAAUAUAGGUUCUGUGUAUGACGACAUGGGAGAGUAUACCAAAGCAAUGAAAUAUUAUGAAGAUAGUUUAUCAAUGAAAAUGAAAAUCCAUGGAGAUAACCCCCACCCAGAUGUAGCAGCAUCCUUACAUAAUAUAGGUCUUGUGUAUAAGAAACUGGGAGAGUAUACCAAAGCAAUGAAAUAUUAUGAAGAUAGUUUAUCAAUGAGGAUGAGGAUCUAUGGAGAUAACCCACACCCAAGUGUAGCAUCAUCCUUACAUAAUAUAGGUUCUGUGUAUAACAACACAGGAGAGUUUACCAAAGCAAUGAAGUACUAUAAUGAGUGUUUAGCUAUUGAAAGGAAGGUAUAUGGGAGUGAUUCACAUCCUGAAGUUGCAAAAACUUUGAGAAAUAUAGACAGAUGUCAAGAAGCUCAGAUUAAUCAACCAAAAUAGCAUUUUCAACAGUUUUCUCAUCAACUUCAAUCCAACCGAAAAUUUGAAGCAAAAAGCAAUAUUACCACCCACUCCAUAUUAAUAAGCAAUAAUUACAUAAAAAUGUCAAACAAAAAUAAAAAUGUCACAAUAAUUUCACCCAAACCUUGAUUAUGACACACUGUAAUAUUUGCAUACAUUAAAAACAUAUUUUAUUUGAUUACAUAAUCUGACAAUGUAUAACACAAAACACAUAUAAUUACUGACUACAUACUUGCAUUUAUAGUCAUAAAUAACAGUAAGAAAACAUGGUAAAGAAACAAACGUUUGACAAUGUAUCACAUACCAAAUGUGAAAUAUAUUUCUAAUCAGAGAUGGGAACAUUGUAUCUUUCAUCAAUGAACUGGUUAAUGGACAUUCACUGCUGAGUAAGAAGUGGAAUUUCCUAUUAACAUU
This is a messenger RNA of Owenia fusiformis, 4210 nucleotides long. Lineage: Eukaryota; Metazoa; Annelida; Polychaeta; Sabellida; Oweniidae. The record is from the annotation of a GenBank genome assembly.